CUUCACAAAAGCUAUGACUAAAGAAGAUUGUAUCUUUCAAGGAACCACGAGCGAGAGCUUUGAUAGUUUAAAGGGCUUGGGGAAGAGAGGGACUGUAACUGAUUCCAGAGAUGUCGAAUUCGACUUGACACUCUUUCCGAUUCGAAAAAUCUUUACGCUCAUAUUUAUUCACGACAAGGCGCACCAUCAGCUUUUGCUCGGUCGGAAGCUACGUGGCGCGCUUUUAGGACAAUGGAACGGGUUUGGCGGCAAAGUUGACCAGAAUCUAAAAGAGUCCAUUUCAGAAUCUGCGCUCCGGGAACUUAAGGAAGAGGCGUUUAUGAUUGCGCCCCUGUUCCCUAUUGGUUUCAUUCAAUGGGUUGUAUCUCCAGCAUCACCAUCAACUUUUUCUGAUUCAUUAUAUGAAGCCCAUCACAACCAGCAUCGAAGGAUGCUGACAUAUCGCGAUGUAAUGGUCAUUUAUAAAGCACACUCAUUCGAGUUAUUGUCCUCCAAUCUUUCUCCAUCAUCUAUGACAACAAUUUCUUCUUCAACAACACCACCCAAUAAUGGUGGUAAUAGUAAUACAUGUAAUAACACUGAGAGGAUCACAGAAUUUGAAGCAAGUGACGAGAUGGCUCCAGCUUGGUGGGAUAUCGAUGCAUUGCCAUGGGAGUCAAUGCGUAUCAACCAUCGUGUUUGGUAUCCAUUCAUGCUAGCAGAUCGGCCUUUUCGAGGUGUGUAUUGGUAUCAGGUAAAACUAUCAGCUCUUGAGGGAGGCAUACAGGAGGAAAAGAAGGCAACGAGCGCACAUCGGGAAACUGCACAAGAGAUUUGGAUUGAGGAUCUGACAAAGCGAAGUGUUCAAUUUGGGACCGCACCAGUAUCUCGAGGGACAGCUCAUGCUUAUGGUUUUACGGAUGAGGAUCAAGGAAAAGAAGCAAAGUCACAUAAAGAAAAGGUUUUAGAGGAUUAUGCAAAGGCUGUGGAUGUUUUUGGAGUAUGCUAUAACUCGACGUCGACGAAAUUAAUGUCAAAGGAACAAGAGCUUAUACCAUCCGAGGCAUUUAAGGAACCGACAGCAAAUCCAAUGAUUGAUGAAAAUUGGCUACGAGUCGCGAUAACAAAGGCAGAAUAUGAAUGGAACAGCCAGACAUAGAGCCGUUGUAAAUAAAU
Lobosporangium transversale is the source of this 1155-nucleotide messenger RNA. RefSeq lists its product as hypothetical. Gene Ontology annotation, biological process: DNA protection. The coding region runs from base 14 to 1138 and encodes 374 amino acids. NCBI's taxonomy places the organism in Eukaryota, Fungi, Mortierellomycota, Mortierellomycetes, Mortierellales, Mortierellaceae. Gene Ontology annotation, molecular function: 8-oxo-7,8-dihydroguanosine triphosphate pyrophosphatase activity. The record is from RefSeq and is a predicted model, not a curated record. The transcript has 2 exons.